Messenger RNA from Leptidea sinapis, 2526 nucleotides. RefSeq names its product probable glutamine--tRNA ligase (gene GlnRS). Lineage: Eukaryota; Metazoa; Arthropoda; Insecta; Lepidoptera; Pieridae. The transcript has 12 exons. The coding region runs from base 100 to 2436 and encodes 778 amino acids. Gene Ontology annotation, molecular function: glutamine-tRNA ligase activity; ATP binding. The record is from RefSeq and is a predicted model, not a curated record. Gene Ontology annotation, biological process: glutaminyl-tRNA aminoacylation; translation. Gene Ontology annotation, cellular component: cytoplasm; aminoacyl-tRNA synthetase multienzyme complex; cytosol.
CUGUUACCUGUAGGUAGGUUAGAAAAACAACCGGAAGUCGGAAUAGUUUGUUUCGAUGUAAAACUAAGCUGUAUUCUGUAUUAAGAUACUAUAAGCACGAUGUCUCUAGAAGAGCAAUUUAUCUCAUUAGGUUUAAGUCAACAAAAAGCGAGAGAAACAUUAAAAAAUGCCAAUGUAACCAUGUUUCUUAUGCAGGCACUUAGUGAGGUUGAAGUAGGUAAACUUCCGCCUGGAGGUGGUAUGCUGUUGUACCAUCUGGCUACUAAAAUUAAAGCCCAAACUGUUGGUAAAAUGAAUGUCAUUUGUAAAUAUAUUGCCAAUGGUAAAAUCGAUUCAACAUUGAGAGUGGAUGCUGCAUUAGAAUAUCUGCUAGAACAUGUGAAUGAAGAGCAAAUAAAUUAUCCAGAAUUUGAACAGUUUUGUGGAGUUGGUGUUAUAGUUACCCCCGAGCAAGUUGAACAAGCAGUUGAGAAACAUAUGGCGAAGUAUAAAAGUGAAUUACUUGAGAAAAGGUACAGAUUUAACAGUGGAAUUAUAAUGCAAGCUGUAAGAGGUGACCUAAAGUGGGCUGAUGGUAAAGCUAUUAAAAAUGAAGUUGAUGUUCAGAUUUUAGAUUUGUUGGGACCCAAAACAGAAGCUGAUCUGGCUCCCAUGCCAAAGCCUGAAAAGAAGGCUAAGACUAACAAUGAAAGUAAUAAAAAACAAAAGAAAGAAAAUAAUGUUCAGUGUAACAAUAAUGCAACUGUCACUGAAAUUAAUGACUUCGGAGGAGCUCCAACAAUUUCCGAAUUAAUGAAGAAGUUACCUUUCCAUGCUCCUGGAGAGAAUUAUAAAAUGGAUGGCUAUGUUGUUACACCCAAUACUAAAAAACUAUUAGAAGAGCAUUUAAAAAUAACUGGUGGAAAGGUUCGUACACGGUUUCCUCCAGAGCCUAAUGGCAUCUUGCACAUUGGUCAUGCUAAAGCAAUUAAUAUAAACUUUGGAUAUGCAGCAGCCCAUGAUGGCCUUUGUUUCCUGAGGUAUGAUGAUACAAAUCCAGAAAAGGAGGAGGAGAAAUUCUUUGUUGGAAUCAAAGACAUGGUGGAGUGGCUAGGUUACAAACCUUAUAAGAUAACACAUUCUUCUGAUUACUUCAACCAAUUGUAUGAAUGGGCUGUUAAGUUGAUUAAUAAAGACUUAGCUUAUGUCUGUCACCAGAGAUCUGAAGACAUUAAAGGUUUCAAUCCACCACCAUCGCCUUGGCGUAAUAGACCUAUCGAAGAAAGUCUUCAACUGUUUGAGGAUAUGAAAAAUGGCAAGAUUGAUGAAGGCGAUGCUACUCUAAGAAUGAAGAUAACACUAGAAGAAGGUAAACAGGACCCUGUCGCAUACAGAAUAAAGUUCAAGCCUCAUCACAGAACGGGGAACAAAUGGUGUAUUUAUCCUACAUAUGAUUAUACUCACUGUCUAUGUGAUAGCAUUGAACAUAUAACACACUCUUUGUGUACCAAGGAGUUUCAGUCAAGAAGGUCAUCAUACUAUUGGCUAUGCAAUGCCCUAGAUAUAUAUUGCCCUGUGCAAUGGGAAUAUGGCCGUUUGAAUGUCAAUUACACUGUCGUCUCAAAGAGGAAAAUAGCGAAACUGAUCGACGAACGGAUAGUCAAUGAUUGGGACGACCCGCGCCUGUUCACUCUGAGCGCGCUCCGGCGGCGCGGCCUGCCGUCUGCGGCCGUCAACUCGUUCUGUGCGGCGCUGGGAGUGACGGGCGCAGUGGGGGCCGUCGACCCGGCGCUGCUCGAUGCGGCCGUGAGGGACCAGCUUAACACCACUGCACCUAGAGUAAUGGUUGUUUUGGAUCCGUUAAAAGUCACGAUAACAAACUUAAAGGACACUCAGAUGUCAGUGAGUGUUCCUGACUUUCCCAACGAGCCGGAGAAAGGUUCCCACAGUGUGGUAUUGGGACCUGAGCUCUACAUCGAGGCAAGUGACUUCAAGGAGCAGUCUGAGAAAGGGUAUAGAAGACUUACACCGACACAGACAGUGGGCUUGAGACAUGCCGGAUAUAUUUUAAAGGUGGAAAAAGUAAUAAAGGAUAGUAAUGGAAGAGUCACGGAGAUUCAAUGUCAAGCAUUGUCAACUGAAAAAAGUGAAAAACCUAAAGCUUUUGUUCACUGGGUGUCGGAACCUGUCACCGUUGAAGUUAGGCUUUACGAGCCCUUAUUCAAACAUAAGAAUCCAGAAGACUCCACGGAGGUUCCUGGAGGGUUCCUCUCAGAUUGCAACGUGGACUCUCUCUCCAUAGUGUCUGGGUUUGCUGAUAAAUCGCUAUUGAACGUGAAGCCCUUUGAUAAGUUUCAAUUCGAGAGAAUUGGCUUCUUCUCGGUGGAUCCCGAUACAACUGACAAACAUGUUGUGUUCAACAGAACAGUCUCCCUUAAAGAAGAUACUGGAAAGUGACAUAUUAUAUGAGCACUUUUGUAACAUUUUGAUAUAUGUACCUACUUAUAAAGAAAUAAUCAAAUUAAUAUAUUUAUGAUUUCAAGAGAA